This is a messenger RNA of Peronospora matthiolae, 1233 nucleotides long. Lineage: Eukaryota; Oomycota; Peronosporomycetes; Peronosporales; Peronosporaceae. The record is from the annotation of a GenBank genome assembly.
AUGGCGUCGUUGCGACGCUCGAAGCGGUGCCACUUGUGCGGCUUCCUUGUCUGUGCUCGUUGUGUACGCUCGACCGGCCAAGCGCCGGCGUCGAGCGAGACGUCUCGGUCUUCGAAGACAGGGGUCAAAUACAGCCAAGCAGUACACGUAUGCGAGCAUUGCAUGCAGCGCAUUGACGACGCUGACUACGACAGCUACUGCGCCACUGAAGGCAGCACGACGCCUUCCUUAAUCCAGCCUGAUGGGCCGAAUGUGGAGCCAGUGAGCGCGGUGAUCGCACACUCGCUAAGUCAAGUGCUUAGUACAACUUCCGAAGAAGAGAAGUCUGUAGUCGUCCGAGUCAUCAAGCACAUCAUCAGCUCAACAAACAGCGGCAACUUCCGAGCGGACUCUAGUGAGUUGACCAUGAGACUCGUUCAGUUGUCAAAGGAGCAUGGAUUUUCGGGCGAGCUGAUGCAUUUUGAGCCACAGGUAGUGCCUGAAGUCACUCCUAAAGUUCCGUCGGGUCAUGACCUCUAUCCUGUCGCGGACGGCGGGGGACGUCAAUAUGAGCUGCAACAUGCAAAUAGGUGCGAGAGCAGUGUAGCGGACACGGAUGAUUUUGAAGGAGCUCAAGAUACUGAAGACCUCGAGGUUCCUGAAAAUGAUGAAGAUGACUUGGGUGUUGGCGAAGUCAGCAAGGUCGUCGAUGCUGCGCACUACCCGAAACCAGCUGAUGAAAGCCAACGACUGCACUGGAUUGAAGAACAUCCAAACAUUGUUUCGUACAUGAUGAACCUCCCGGAUCUGGAGCUACUCUGCAAUAUCGCUUGUGGAGAACUAAAGUGCGAUGCGGUGGUAGUUACCCUCAUCGGUUAUCAAGUCGCGCACGUCGUGGCGUCUUCUGAACCGGCUUGGCGAGGAGGGCAGCUUCCUCGUGAUCACACUAUAUGUGCUCACGCCCUCAUAAACGACUACCCACUACUGGUUCCCCAUCCGGAAGCGGAUGUACGUUUCAGUUCGAUGAACGUAGUGCGUCGCGACGGCAUACGCUUUUACUUUGGCUUUCCGGUCAAGGUCGAUUACCCGGAAGGUGGUGGCUCCACUGCCGUCGGGACGUUCUGCUGUAUUCACGUUGGCAAAAGCCGCGAAGUGUCGGAAUCCCAGUAUGCGCUUAUGGCAACUCUUGCUGGAGGUGUGACCCGUGUGAUGGAGUCCCGGGCAGCAACUUUACUGGAGGGGCUAGAUGAAUGA